Messenger RNA from Penicillium atrosanguineum, 1299 nucleotides. RefSeq names its product histidinol dehydrogenase family protein. Gene Ontology annotation, cellular component: cytoplasm. Gene Ontology annotation, biological process: L-histidine biosynthetic process. The transcript has 2 exons. Gene Ontology annotation, molecular function: NAD binding; histidinol dehydrogenase activity; metal ion binding. The coding region runs from base 1 to 1299 and encodes 432 amino acids. Lineage: Eukaryota; Fungi; Ascomycota; Eurotiomycetes; Eurotiales; Aspergillaceae. The record is from RefSeq and is a predicted model, not a curated record.
AUGAUUCUUAAGUUGAAGCAACAAAAUCCUGCAAGUGCAGGCUCCGCGCCUGUGACAGACACGCCUACAGUUGUGCGUGGUGUCAUCGACGACAUUCGGGCCAAUGGUGAUCAAUCAGUUCGAGCUUACUCCGAGAAGUUCGACAAAUGGAGCCCUGCAAGCUUCAGGCUCUCGCAAGAUGAUAUCAAUAAUAUUAUCUCGUCUGUUCCGCAACAGAUCCUUGAUGAUAUCAAACAAGUGCAGGAAAAUGUUCGAGCCUUUGCCAUGGCUCAGAGGGCGUCGAUCAAAGACUUCGAAAUGGAGAUUCGUCCCGGUGUUCAUUUGGGCCAGAAGAAUAUUCCGAUCAAUUCAGUUGGCGCAUACAUCCCUGGCGGUCGCUAUCCUCUCCUGGCCUCGAGCCACAUGACAAUUCUCACUGCCAAGUGUGCAGGGGUCCCUCAUGUUACCGCGUGUACACCUCCCAUUGCCGGAAAGAUCCCAGCAAAUACAGUUGCGGCAAUGCAUUACGCCGGUGCAGACGACAUUUAUAUCCUAGGUGGCGUGCAGGCAGUUGCAGCUAUGGCGGUGGGUACCGAGACGAUGAAGAAGGUGGACUUCAUUGCUGGACCUGGUAAUGCUUUUGUCGCCGAGGCCAAACGCCAGCUAUUCGGAGAAGAGAUCGGCAUCGAUCUACCGGCUGGACCAACGGAGAUCCUAAUCGUCGCAGAUGAACAUGCCGAUCCUUUCACUGUUGCCACUGAUCUCUUGUCACAGGCCGAACAUGGCCCUGACUCCCCUGCAGUCCUUAUCACGAACUCUCAAAGCGUGGGUAAAAAGACAAUCGACGAGGUCAAUCGACUACUGGAGAUCCUCCCCACCGCCGACGUUGCAGGAGUUUCCUGGGAUCGUUUGGGAGAAGUAAUUGUUGUGGAGAACCUGGAUGAAGCAUACGAAAUCGCCGAUGAGUAUGCCUACGAGCAUGUGCAGAUCCUCACACAAAAGCCACGCGAAGCAUUGGAAAAGAUGUCCAAUUAUGGUGCUCUGUUUCUUGGCGAGAAGACCUGCGUUUCAUACGGUGACAAGUGCAUCGGCACUAACCACGUCCUCCCGACUCGAGGUGCAGCUAGGUAUACAGGUGGACUGUGGGUGGGCAAGUACUUGAAGACCGUGACUUACCAAGAAGUGACUUCACCGCAAGAAAGUGGUGAACUGGGUCGCUUAUGUGGCAGAGCUGCUAGGGCAGAGAAUUUCGAAGGUCACGCACGAUCUGGCGAUGCUCGGGCUCAUCAGUAUUUGGGAGAUAAAUUUGAUUGGAUCUAG